This is a messenger RNA of Geodia barretti, 3872 nucleotides long. The record is from the annotation of a GenBank genome assembly. Lineage: Eukaryota; Metazoa; Porifera; Demospongiae; Tetractinellida; Geodiidae.
CUUGCGUACCAAAGUUACUAUGCUGAGAGACAAUAGGAACAGUCGCCGACGAAAUGAUUUAUCGUGAAUGUAGUGUUCUAUAUCUACCUGCUGAGAAUGACUGAGGUCGUGGUGAGAGCUGUGGAAAAGACCCUCGAAGACGUGGCGGAUCUUGACGGGCACCGGUCUUCUUCCUGUUCGUCCGGGAUCGGGUCGUUCUCCUCGCGUCGUAGUUCUCCGGGUGAGCGUGGCUUUUCCGCCGCACCAAGCCGCGGUGGUGGUGGAGGUGCAAAUGAGGAUGACUCGUUAUCGACGGGGCAGCUGUCCCCGUCAGUGACCCCUGGCUCCCUCCCGCCAUGUUCGCUGGGGAAACACUACACGCUGCUUGUUGCUCUCUGCAGUUUUUCACCUCUCUAGGCGCUUUUACUAGAGAGUAUCGAUAUCAGAUUACGGAGCAGCGGACGGAGCAGGUAUACGGAGAUCAGUCCCUCCGCCCACGUGGCGGACCGAUGAGCUUGCGGCUAGCAACGCGAGGUUGCAUCAGGAAGGUCGCUGUGUCUUGGUGGAGGAGCUCUCUCGGAGGGUUUGGCUGGUCCAGAAACAUGGCCGACAGCAGCGGGAAGAUGGCGACGGCGGCGGGCGCGCAGGAGCCCGGCGGGCCGGUCGUGAAGACUGAGAAACAGCUGAAGAAAGAAGCUGCGAAGAACGCCAAGCUGGCCAAGUACCACGAGAAGAUGGCCAUGCAGAAGGCUCAGAACGCGGGGGAGCAAGCAAAACCAAAGGAGAAGAAACCAGUGGGGAAGAAAGCUCCGACUUCAUUCACCUACGACAUUCCUACUCCUCCGGGAGAGAAGAAAGACGUGACGAUUCCUCUGCCGUCGGCCUACAGCCCUCCGUUUGUGGAGGCAACGUGGUACGCGUGGUGGGAGAAACAGGGCUUCUUCAGUCCGGAGUAUGGGAGAAGGACAGUUAGUGACCCUAACCCUAAAGGAUCAUUCAUCAUCACCCUCCCUCCUCCCAACGUGACUGGGACCCUUCAUCUCGGCCACGCCCUCACCAACGCCAUCGAGGACUCCAUCGUCAGAUGGCACAGGAUGAAGGGGCGGACGGUGGUGUGGGUCCCCGGGAGCGACCAUGCUGGUAUAGCCACUCAGGUGGUUGUGGAGAAGAAGCUGAUGAGAGAGAGGGGGUUGUCGCGACAUGACAUCGGGCGAGAGAAGUUCAUUGAAGAGGUGUGGAAGUGGAAGCAAGAGAAGGGGGACAGAAUCUACCACCAGCUGCGGAAAUCCGGGUGCUCCCUGGACUGGACCAGAACCUUCUUCACCAUGGACGAGAAUCUGUCGCGGGCUGUGAAGGAAUGUUUCGUUCGUCUCCAUGACGAGGGAACCAUUUACCGCAGCAACAGACUCGUCAACUGGUCAACUCGUCUCAAAUCGGCCAUCUCUGACAUUGAGGUGGACAAGGUUGAGCUGGAGGGGAAAACCCUGCUAUCAGUGCCGGGAUACGACAGGAAAAUCGAGUUUGGACAACUGGUUUCCUUCGCCUAUCGUCUUGAGAACUCAGAAGAGGAGAUCGUCGUGGCAACGACCCGUAUCGAGACCAUGUUAGGAGACACAGCUGUUGCAGUUCAUCCUCAGGAUCCCCAAGACAUGGUGGGGAAGCUGUGUGUCCAUCCGUUCUGCGAGCGUCGACUGCCUAUUGUGGCCGACGACUUUGUAGACAUGAACUUUGGUACGGGCGCAGUCAAAAUCACCCCCGCCCACGACCACAACGACUACGAAUGUGGGAAGAGGAACAACCUCGAGUUCAUCGAGAUGAUGAAUGACGAUGGUUACAUCACCAACAUCUGCCCCCAGUUCCAGGGUAUGAAGAGGUUCGAUGCCCGGACGGCUGUGCUGGAAGCACUGAAAGAGAAGGGGCUGUAUCGCGAAACCAAGGACCACGCCAUGGUGGUGCCUGUGUGCAGUAGGUCCAAGGAUAUCGUGGAACCACUCAUCAAGCCACAGUGGUGGCUAAACUGUACCGACAUGGCCAGGGACGCCGCCGAGGCGGUGAAGUCAGGCGCCAUGAGGCUGAUUCCCUCCUCCCACGACCGGACAUGGUACCACUGGCUGGGGAACAGCCGCGACUGGUGCAUCUCACGUCAACUGUGGUGGGGUCAUCGAAUCCCAGCCUACUUCGUGACCUUUACUGACCCCAGCAUGCCUCGCGGUGAUCCGAAAGAGGGCGAGUAUUGGGUGAGUGCGACGUCCAAGGAGGUUGCACUGGAAAGAGCUGCGAAGAAAUUCAAAAUUGCCAAAGAGAAGAUUGUCCUGAAACAAGACGAAGACGUCCUGGACACCUGGUUCUCCUCCGGGCUCCUCCCAUUCUCCAUAUUUGGAUGGCCCGACCAAACAGAAGAUCUGAAGACCUUCUAUCCCAACUCACUACUGGAGACUGGUCACGACAUCCUCUUCUUCUGGGUUGCCAGGAUGGUGUUCUUUGGGCAGAAGAUAAUGGGACAUGUCCCUUCUCUGAGGUCUCCCCUCUCUUCUUCUUCUUCUCCCUCCCGUCCAUUCCUCUCUCCCUCUCCUUCUCUCUCUUCCUCUCUCCCUCUCCUCCUCCCUCCCACCCUCACUAAAACCACUCCCUCCCCUCCUCCACAGGUGUACCUGCAUGCGAUGGUAAGAGAUGCUCACGGGAGGAAAAUGAGCAAAAGUCUUGGAAAUGUCAUCGAUCCUCUGGAUGUCAUGGGAGGCAUCUCCCUCCUGGAGCUACAGAAGAAACUGGAAGGUGGAAAUCUCGAUCCAAAGGAGGUGGAGAGGGCCAAGACCGGCCAGAAGGCUGACUACCCUGACGGUAUCCCAGAGUGCGGCACGGACGCCAUGAGGUUUGCCCUCUGCGCCUACACAGCCCAGGGCCGCGACAUCAACCUAGACGUGAAGAGGGUCGUCGGCUACCGAUUCUUCUGUAACAAGAUCUGGAACGCCAUGAGGUUCUCCCUCACUAAUCUGGGAUCAGAGUUCACUCCAAACUCCGCCCAGGAGCUAACUGAUCAGGAGACUGUCAUGGAUCGAUGGAUCCUCAGCCGGCUCUCGGUUGCCGUCGACGACUGUAACCGUGGUUUCGCGGAGUACGAUUUCCCGCUGGUGACCUCGGCGAUAUACAACUUCUGGGUGUACGAGUUAUGUGAUGUGUAUCUGGAGACCCUCAAGCCAGUCCUGUAUGGCGAUGACACUAGUGCCAAGAACGUCGCCAGAAAUGUUCUCUAUACAUGUCUAGAGACAGCUCUCCUCCUCAUCUCCCCGUUCAUGCCGUUCCUGUCGGAGGAGCUCUACCAGAGAUUGCCACGUCGAUCCCCCUCCUCCCCUCCCUCCAUCUGCGUCACCCCCUACCCCGAACAGCUGAAAUACCACGACCCGGCUCUGGAUGCGAGGGUGAAGCUGACACAGGAAGUUGUGCGCGUCAUUCGCUCCAUGAAACAAGACUACUUGCCAGCCAAGGCCAAGCCAGAGGUACACCUGGUCUGCCACACCCCCGAGGCCUCUGACAUCCUCUCACAGUUUGUGGGCGUGGUCACCACUCUCAGCCAGUGCAGCAAAGUGAAUGUGAUGGGAGGGGAGGGGAGGGUCCCUGGAGGCUGCACCAUGACGACCGUGGGGGCCAGCGUUCAGGUGCAUCUCCAGCUGAAGGGACUGGUCGACUUUGACAAAGAGGUGAGCAAGUUGGAGGAAAAGAUUCGUAAGAUCAACUCUCAACUGGAAAAACUGGUCAAACAAGAACAGGUGGACGGCUACGAAGAAAAGGUGCCAAUAGAGGUGAGAGACGCGACGAGGGAAAAGACACAGUCACUGGAGACCGAGAGAGGACAGCUGGAGGGAGCUCUGGCCGGAUUCCGUUCCAUGAAGGAAUGA